AUGGACGACCUGAAAUGUGGAACCGCAGCAGUGAACCCACAUGUGGUGGAUGGCGGAGGAGCUGGGAUGCGGACAGCGGAUCCUAUGAUGACCAUACCCCGAGUUGGAGACCUCCCUGCAACUCAAGACCCCAAUGCCCCAAGUACCAUGAACGACACCACCGGUCACCCUUUAGGUGGUCGCGCUGCUGAAGAGGCAGUGUCUGCAGAAGAAGACUGCGAGGAUGGACUGGAUGUCACCAAUGAGUACCUCAACGAGGACGAUGAGUAA
This is a messenger RNA of Closterium sp. NIES-65, 270 nucleotides long. The record is from the annotation of a GenBank genome assembly. NCBI's taxonomy places the organism in Eukaryota, Viridiplantae, Streptophyta, Zygnematophyceae, Desmidiales, Closteriaceae.